Paramormyrops kingsleyae is the source of this 2352-nucleotide messenger RNA. Lineage: Eukaryota; Metazoa; Chordata; Actinopteri; Osteoglossiformes; Mormyridae. The record is from RefSeq and is a predicted model, not a curated record.
ACACAAUGAACUAUCUCUUGCUUCCCUGGCCCUGGGCUCUGGUUUUAGUGCUGAGCCACGCGUCCCGCGUGGUAGCGGCGGUGGAACAAAGCAGAGAUCAAGAAACGGAACUUCACAGAGGAUCCGCCGCCAGGGACCUGACACUAGCUACAGAAUACCUCCGGCGGUAUUACGGCCUGCAGACAGAGCCCUCCUGGCGCAGGAAGCGGAGCGACUCCUCACUCGGAGACAGAUUGCGAGACAUGCAGCGUUUCUUUGGCCUCAACGCUACCGGCAGCCUGGACUCAGAGACCCUGGGGGUCAUGAAGACCCCGCGGUGCGGAGUACCUGAUGUGCUGGAUUAUACUGAUAAUACUGGGAGCAGGUGGACCAAGAGGAUCAUUUCAUACAACAUUGGCAGAUACACCAGUGACAUCUCUCCCGCCACUGUUGACCGCUUGAUUGAUUCUGCCCUCAACGUCUGGGGAAGGGUCAGCCCGCUGACCUUCGUUAGGUCAUUUUCCCGUGAGGCAGACAUCAUGGUGGACUUUGCAGCCCGUGAGCACGGCGAUUCCUACCCCUUUGAUGGGCCCCUGGGCACGCUGGCCCACGCUUUUGGCCCUGGGGAGGGCAUUGGAGGCGACGCCCACUUUGACGAUGAUGAAUUAUGGACUGCUGGGUCACAUGGGUUCAACCUGUACCUAGUUGCAGCACAUGAAUUUGGUCACUCCUUGGGUCUUGGGCAUUCUACUAACCCAGAGUCCCUUAUGUAUCCUACAUACAAGAGACAAAACCAACACAACCUGCUUUCGAGGGAAGAUGUCGUUAAAAUCAAUAUCCUUUAUGGAACAAGAGGAAUCCUGCCAUAUUACUAUUCAAAGACAAGUUCGAGUCCCUACUACAACAUCUGGAAUCUAGUUCCUCGGUAUCCUCUUCUGAUACAAGAUAAAUGCAACCCAAAUCUGUCUUUCGAUGCUGUUACAUCAGUGGGAGAUGCCAACAUGUUUUUCAAAGACAGCUAUCUCUGGAUCAAGUACGACCAACAGUGUGAGAUUAAAGAAGGUCCAGUCAGAAAUUUCAUCCCGAAAAUUGACUCGAACAUCGAUGCUGCCUACUCCAUUCCCCAACGGUCCCUCGUUUACCUAUUUAAAGGUACCAGCAGAACUUACCUACGUCUUUUAUCACCCUGGGAUGGGUUAUCUGUUGACGGCUUCAUAUUCUCUUCAUGCUUCUAUCCCCCAAUCCUAGCAUCCAAGUUCUGGACCAUGAAGGGAUCCCAGGUGAGAAAAAAACCGAAAUCCAUCUACAAAUUUGGGAUUUCCAAAGAGGUGGAGCGCUUAGACGCAGCGGUGCAUGUGAGCGACAUGGGGCACACUCUGUUAUUCGUGAAGGACAUGUACUGGAGUUACAAUGAAAACCGAAGAGCUGUGGUAGACUCCAAACCCCGGUAUAUCAGCGAGGAUUUCCCAGGGAUAAAUGCAUCAAUAAGUGCAGCGGUACACAAAGACGGUUUCAUCCAUUUCUUCAUCGGGCCAGUAGUUUAUAAGUAUGACUAUGUCCAGAAGCAGGUCGUCAGCGUGGGCAAAGCAAACAGCUGGUUGGGUUGCUAAGAUAUAUGAAGAUGUUGGCUGUUGAUUUUAAUAUAUUCUGUCAAGAUGAUCAAUAAAAUUUUACUUUAACUCAAAAGGUUUCUGUCUUGUUUUUCCAUUCUUUGUAAUUGUCCCAGAUUAAUUCACAUUUCAUGAUAAAAUGAAUGAUACUUUAUGGAUCCCUGUGGGGAAAUUCUCUUUUUGCUUACCUCAUCUUGCUCUCCAUGACACACAUGUAGGUGAGAGCAAGCUUGGCAGUGAAGGGCAGCCCCCCCAUAGCGGCCUUGCUCAAGGGCCCACAGACAUGUGACUAUCCUGCUGAAGCCAGGCUUGAAGUGGCAACCUUCCGAUCACAGGCCCAGAGGCUCAGCCCACUGAGUCACUCCAAUAUAUAAUAGCAGGUGGACUUACAGAUAAACUAAAUACACAAUUAACAAAAAGAAGUUCACAUUUAAGGUUAGCACCAUAGUUUUUACUGAAAUUAAUGACGCAAGAGAGGACUGUUUCUAGGUUGAAAUUUAAACUCGAAAAACUUACCCUUUAGGGCAAUGUUUCUCAACCCAUUCCUUGGGAACACCCAGACAGUCCACAUUUUUGCUCCCUAUCUGGAGCUGGGAGGAAGCAAAAAUGCAAAAAAUCUGGAUUAUCCAGGGGUUCUGCAAGGACCAAGUUGGAAAACACUGCUAAGGGAUGGAAUAUUGGGACAGAGUAGCUCAGUAGGUAGUGAAUCAUAGGGAUGGUCUGGUCCCUCUCAGCUAUGUGUGUAGGAUUUACAAGUCCCCUC